AAACGAGAAAGCUUGUGUCUCUGUUUCACCAUGUUAGCGCCAGGGUCUUUGGUGAAAUAGAACCCGAAUUACCUCGUCGUCGCCAAAAAGGGCUUCUGUCAUCACAGAGAGAAAGUGAGCAACAUUUCACUGUAUGAAAAGUAGUCCUCGAAAUAAAAAUAAAUAAAAUGGACAAGUUUGUAGUACGAUUGUCAAAAGAUAAAGCUAAGAAGGAAGUGAAGACUCAAGGAAAGAUCUACAGGCAAGCAACCAUUGAGUCUUUGAGGAGAGUUGUGGUGAUAGAAGACAUAGCAAGAUUCAAGUCAAUGCUGGAACUACCUGGCCAAACACAGGAAAACCUUGUAUUAGCCUUGACAGAACUGAAAAAGAAGAUACCAUCGAAAGAAGUUUUACGAUCAACAAAAAUUGGUCAUACUGUAAACAAGAUGCGGAAGCAUUCAGAUCCUGAAGUUGCCAGUCUAGCCAGUGAAGUUUACAGACAGUGGAAAACGUUCAUUGAAGAGAAUGCCAAUAAGCCCUCGAUAGAAGUCCGAUGUGACCAGCAAACAGAAAGCCUCAGAAAUAAUGCAAGAAAGCUGCUGUCUGAGUCCAUGGAAGUGGAGGCUGAUCACCCCCUCGUUGAAAACAUUGAGAGAGAGGUAUUCCACCAGUGCUCUCGACUCAUCAACGGGGCCUACAGGAGGACUGUACGGACGCUAGUUUUCACCUUAAAACACAAGCCUGAUAUCCGGACACAGGUCAAAGACAGCAAGCUACCAGUGAACCAGUUUGUAAAAACCCAUAAAAAAUAAGUCUCUUGUCUGUCGUCAGGUUAUACCAAAUGAAAAACUGUAAUGAUGAUGUCCACAAAAGUAGGCUUUUCAGAACUGGACUUUCAGUAAAUCCUUGACACAUUUUAUAAAUACUGUAUGGAUGCAUGGAAGAAACCAUUGUGGUUGUUGUGAUGUAGAUGGUAACUGCUUUUUACCUUGAUAAAUACAUACUGUAAUUAAACAUAUAAGAAACUGCUGUUACACCUUAAAAACUGAAUAUUUUGUGUAAAAGGACCAAAUGGUGACGCGAAUCAUACAUAUUCUUGUCUUCCUCUACUUCUCCGUUAUUUGUAAUGGUUUACUGGUUAAAGACAACAUAUUGUUCUUGGACAGUUUUUUGGAAAUAGCCUGUUGUAAAGUUUUAUUCUGGUGCUGAAUAAAUCAAUCUGUGCAUAGAUGGGUUAUUUUAAAAAUGUUAAUAUUGAAUUACAUGCAAAAAACAGUAUGCAUUUUUUACCACAAUGUUUUACACUAUUUAUUUAACAUUUGAGUGUUUUUAUGAUUACUUCUGUUAUUUGCCCGUUUAUCGUUUUUAGGUGUACUUUUAUUUGCUUCUGCAUCAUGAAAUAAAAAAUAAAAAAAUA
Acipenser ruthenus (sterlet) is the source of this 1396-nucleotide messenger RNA. It is a transcript of the gene tceanc2, whose product is annotated as transcription elongation factor A (SII) N-terminal and central domain containing 2. Gene Ontology annotation, biological process: DNA-templated transcription. NCBI's taxonomy places the organism in Eukaryota, Metazoa, Chordata, Actinopteri, Acipenseriformes, Acipenseridae. Bases 168 to 791 code for a protein of 207 amino acids. Gene Ontology annotation, cellular component: nucleus. The record is from RefSeq and is a predicted model, not a curated record. The transcript is spliced from 5 exons.